AUGAUAUCUGGAAUUAAAAAAGUUGAUUCUGCUGUGGCAAGUAUUUCCCAGUGGAAUGCUGGUUUGGGAGCAAACUACCAUUUCUAUGGUGUUCUAUCAUCGGCUGGUCUUACUUCGAUUGGUCAAGUUUUAUCAGCAAUCAGUAUGGAGGCACCUCCUCCUGCAUGUCCAAAAUGUAAACCAUAUUUGGCAACAGUUACUAGCUAUGAAGAAUUAAAUUUCUUAUCAACUAGCUAUUUGAAUAGUUUUGCAGUGGGAACAGCUGUUUUCGUAAGUGGUAGCAGAGACGAUAACAAUCCCGAUAAUUGGGCUUUCAACUCUGGACCAGAGAUAAAUCAAACAUUUUUCACUACAUCCACUGGUCAGUAUACAUAUUUUUCUGGCUUUCCUUUAUCUUUACCUGGAGACACUCCAUCCGUAGACUACGUAUAUGUAUUUCCAAGAAAUAAUUUCCUAAGAACUUCAGGUUUCAAUCAACCAAAUAAUAUGGUUUACUAUUUUGUUGAAUUCUCUCCCAAUGAACCUUAUAUUCCACCUGUUAGCACAAGAGGUGAAAUAGUAUUAGCCAAAUAUCUUGAUAGUUUUGUUAUUGAUCUAUUGGUAAUCACAUUGAUACCAGGUAAUGGUGGCCUACCAGUGGAGUGUCCAAUCACUUCAAGAGAUAAUCACUACAAAGAAGUAAAUGUCCAAAUACCACCGAUGAUUGGAAAUGUAAACUAUGAUAUCAUAUUGUCAGAUGGUUUCACUAAUUUCAAUUUGACCAAUUAUAAAUAUAAAGCACCUGUUGCAUUAUCUAUUUAUCCUGUAUUUCAAUUAAAUGAUUUAUUAACAAUUGUUGGAGAUAAUUUUGGUAAUGAUCAUUCGAUUAUUACAGUUACAACAGGAGCCAAUUCAAAUCCAUGUACAUAUGUUUAUAUGAUAGAGCCACACCGAGUGAUAUCAUGUCGUCUCGGUACUCUCGUUGAUACUACACCUCUUUUACCAAUUAAUAUUAAAGUUGGUACCAGCUAUUUGAUAUCAAACUUCCGUGUUCCAUUUUAUGAACCAGAAACUGUAAAGAUGCACAAGAUUGUUGCUAGUUUCAGUUUGUUUAGUGAGAUGCUACAAGGUGUUGUCGAUAUGAGAAAGAUAUCGAAUAUAGAUGGCAAUAAACCGUAUCUUGGAAACUUUGACAGUUUAAAUCAAAUGCAAUUGAUCAAGAAAGUGUAUGCUUGGGGCGCAAUAACCAAUAACGUUGUAUUCGUCGGUCUCAUCGGUAACAGCUCCAAUGAUGCUCUGAUUGCCAAUGGUGGUGGUCCGCGUGACGGCACUGUUGCUGUCCGAGCUUUAAAUUGCCAAACAAUCUACUGUCCAAACGCAUUCGCCGGUAACACGGCAGUCAAUGGACCUACACUCUACAAUGGAGGUGACAACUACUUCAAAUUGGGUGGUUCUUCACCACCGCCUACCGUCGGAGCAUUCUACCAAUUCGGAGACACCCCGGUUAUUCCACCUCAAAACUUCACAAUCGAUGCAAACGGUGGUAUCGUUAUCGUUCCACUUCUCUCUGGAUCCGUUGGAUUUAAAUACACAAAACGUUCCUACUUCUUGAAUAACAUCAAGCAGAAUGCUAGUAUUACGAUUAUCGAUAAUUCAAACUUGGGUAUUACCAUUCCACCCGGUGUAAAUCAAACACUGAAUCUAACGAUUACCAUUGAGAAUUUGGUGUUCUCUGGUCACACCGUUACUUAUAAGCCACCUACUAUUGUGAGUGUUACACCUACUCCAACCACUGGUGGUAGAGUUACCAUUCAUGGUUUCAGUCUUGGUAACGAUCCAAAUCUCAUUCAAGUGUAUCUAGAUACUCCGGAGAACGUCUGUAGUCAGCCUUCCAUCCUACUCGAAGGUUAUAUCAUGUCGUGUGACAUACCACCUGGAGUAGGUGUCAAUCAUAUUCUCUACUUGAGAGCCGGUGACUUUAGAAUCAACGGAUCGUUCUCAUACCUUCCUCCAACAAUCCAGUCGAUCACAACUCAACAAACAACCAUUUCUAUUCUUGGAUCAAGUUUCGGAACGAGUGAUUUCACUCCUUCUAUCUUUGUACCGUUUAAUAUCACACCUGAACUCUAUCUUACAGAUCCACAGUUGCUUGUUGCCACCAUUCCUGUGUACUCUCAGAAUGGUAUGGUAACCGUUACAGUUGGUGGACAAUCGACUCGAUUCCCAUAUGUUUUCCAACCACUUCUCACCUCUGUGAAUCCUAGCUCGAUGACAAAUACCGAAGGACAAAUGAUAAAUAUUACCGGUAUCUACUUGACUAGAUAUCGUACUGAUAACACUCAGACAUCGACCUCUGUCACUGUUGGAGGAAGACAAUGUUCAAACCCUUCGUUCAACUAUGAUGUUAACAACACUUAUAUCUCGUGUUUCGCUCCACCCGGUACUGGAAAGUCAGCAGUUCUUUUGGUGAAUAUUGAUGGAAAGUAUUCGAAUGCUCUACACCUUAAUUUCCCUCCUCCAGCUAUAACCAGUUAUACUCAAUCGAAAACCAUUCUAACUAUAUAUGGUAGCAACUUUGGUCCUGAUCCAAGCAAGAUCAAGGUGGAGAUCAAUAAUCUUAUAUACAUUGCCAGUAGUGUAAGUGCCAACCCAUCGAUUGCAAUUGUCACCAUUCCAUCUACUACACAAAAUGGAUAUAUCAAAUUGAUUAUCGAUGAUCAAACAUCGAAUCAACUUGUUUUAAAUCUUCAACCCUCAAUCGAUAAGGUAUCAAAGGCACCAGUUUUUGGUGGACAAAUUCUCAUCAAUGGUCUAUUCUUUAAUACCAUCGAUAGUAAUGGUCAAUCGAUGUCAUUCAAUGUUACCAUUGGAGGAAAACUAUGUACCAAUCCAUCUAUAGUGAUAAACAAUCAAAUUAAAUGUCAAGUCGCAAGUGGUACAGGUGUAUUGGAGUUAAAAGUUAAUAUUGGAAACAAUAUUUCUAUUGCCACAGAGUACAGCUACAUUUCACCUGCUAUUUACAAUACUGCAUUCUAUCCAGUCAACGAUACACUAGUAAUUCGUGGUACUAAUCUUGGUACUGAAGCACCUCUUAUCUCCUUGAUGGCGUCAACAGGCUAUCCAACAAUCAUCACUACCCUUGUUAAUUCUUGGUUUGUCUGGGGUGACACAUCGUUCCAGUAUGCCUAUUUCCAAGUACCUGAAGACAUGUUGAAUGGUUACCAGAAUGUCAGUGUCGACGGCUUACAAUCAAACUAUAUUGAAUUGAUUCUGUCACCCAAUAUCAGCUCUAUUCAAAGUGAUAUUCCAACGACCGGUGGAAUGAUUACCUUGACCGGAAAUCAUUUCGGAUGGGUAGAUAACGGUAAAAACUCUAAUGGUUUAAGCGUUAUUGAUGCCGGUUACUAUGUUGAAAUCAAUAGGAUUUCCUUCACACAGAUUAUCUUCUCAUCUAUUAGAUCCGCAGGUUUUAGAGAUUACGUAUACAUCAAAACCUGGAGGAGAAAUUCUAAUGUUGUCAAUGUAAAAUACCUACCACCAACAAUCGAUUAUGACUAUCUCCAGUUUGAUACUACUAAAAUCAGACUCAAUGGAACUAACCUUGGAGAAUGGAUUUCACCCAAGGCCUAUUUGAAAUUCGCUGCUUUCAAUGGCGGUACUGUUACCAUUGGCUUGCUGACAGUAAAUCAUUACAAAUUGGAAGCAUGGAUACCUUGGAAUGCCUAUAAUGGUAAACUCUCGGCGAUGAUCUAUGAACAGGAAUCAAACGACAUUGAUCUCUUCCUUCGACCAAGUGUAACAUCGAUUUCAUCUGUAGACUUUAUCGGUGGAAUCUGUACACUCUCUGGAAACUUCCUCAACACAAUGAGAUCCGAUAACUCCAGUACCAAUCCAACGCUCGCAUUCCCAGAUGGCUCACAAUGCGAAAAUAUCAGACAGCUACCAGCCAAUCUAUUGACCAAACAAACCGUUUUAAUAUGUGAUAUGCCACCAGGAAAUGGUACAGACAUUCCACUUAAAUUGACUAUCGAUCAACAAUCAACAACCGUUUACUUCACCUAUGGUGCACCACAGCUUAUUUCAUUGGAAGUAAGCGACACCAACCUUGUUACACUCAGAGGUAGAUUGUUUGGUACCAAUACAACUGCUAUCAAUGUUUUCCUUGGCACUGUUUCCAUUCCCUUCUUGACACUACAGGACGAUAUGAUCACCUUCCAAGCCGGUCCACUCUCCAAGAACAACAUGGUUUAUGUUUACAACGUUGGUAAUCGUAAGCAAUCUGAACAACUAUUAGUUAGAUUCUAUCCAAUUGUAAACUCAGUUACACCCACCUCGACUGCAGGUGGUAGAGCUACCAUCACUGGUUCCUAUCUUCAACCAUUAAGAAUGAUAAACCAAGCCAAUCCAAUGUCAAUCAUUAUAAACAACACCAAUACCCAGCUUGUCUAUUCCAAUACCAAUAACCCAACAAUACUGAUUGUAAUGUCACCGGUUGGUUUGGGUAUUAAUAAUAGAUUGAUUGUAACAAUCGAUGGAUUAUCGGAUGAGAUCGAUACAUUCAACUAUAUUCCACCAAUUAUCUAUAAUUACACUCAAAGUGGUCAGUCUCUCAUAUUAAAUGGUGAUAGUUUCAGCAAUAUGAUUAAGUAUAUUCAAAUCUCACCACCAUUCCUUCCAACAUUUGCCAAUCAUAUCAAUCUUGCUAUUGCAUUACCAGCAUCCGCUCAGAAUGGUCCAUUCCAAGUGACUGUAGCCGGUCAAAUAUCGAAUAUUCUUCAAGUUAAAAUCACUCCUAUCAUCCAAUCCUAUACCAACGUUCCAAUCAUUGGUGGUGAAAUAACAUUGACUGGAUUGUUCUUUAAUCAGCGACGUGCAGAUGGUUCACCAACUACUCUUAGUGUCAGUCUAAACUCUACCGCAUUGACAAUCAACUCAAUCAUUUCAAACACACAAGUAUUAUUACAAGUUCCAGCGGGUACCUAUCAAAAUGUAUUGUUAAACAUCACUGUCGAUGGUUUCAACACAUCCACCAGAUACAGCUCGAGAGGUGCAACUGCAACUUCUAUCGUUAAGAGCACUUUGUACCAAGUUCCAAAUAUCAUUACAAUUACAGGUACCGAUUUCAGACUUCCUCUCUCCAUCUAUAUCGAUACGGUUGCAUGUAUCAAUGUUCAAGAGGUUGUAGAGAAUCAAACUAUAAGUUGUUCUUUUGAUGCCAGUGUACCACCUUCAGACAAUCUUAUUCCAGUCACUGUAUAUUCCAAUGGACUGGCAUCAAAAAGCUAUAUCUUUGAUUACGAAGAUUUGCCAUGUCGUGCCAACUGCUCGAAUCAAGGAAUGUGCUUCAAUGGACUUUGCUCGUGUAACAUCGGAUUCUCUGGUUCACUCUGUAAUAUCAAAGUAAAUCUCACUGUGCCAAUCCCCACUGUAAGUGAAUACUCCGGUGAAUAUACCAUUUUCAAUGAAACAUAUUCAGCUGGUAUUGACUUCCUCCGUGAGCUCAAACCAGGUAAUUUCAAUGUAAUCACCGUUCCAAUGGAAAAACUCAAUUGGGAAUCAUUGGAACCUGAGGAUCAAGGAUCGUACGUUCUCUCAACUUCCAUCGGUACCAAUGAAGGAUUGUCACCAGACUUUUCAAUUACAGUCAAGACAUUCAAGUUAAAGUAUGGUGUUGUGUUUGAGUUUGCAGGUGAACACGUUUCCGCAGAAUCUCAUUCCUUCAAACAAACCAUUACAAUUAACCGAUGGCCAUUCCAAUCACCUCUCAAUACUCUCCAAGUAAUUUACAUGUCAGAAGCACCAUCGUCUAUUCUUUUGAACACACCAACAAAAUCUGAAUCCAACUUGACUAUCUUUGAAUCGCCUGCAAUCGGUGAUCUUACUCCUCAGGUAUUAUCCUAUGACAUUCAGAAUAAUCAAACAAUCUUCACUGGACGAUUCACUAGUAGAAUGAUCAAAGAUGACAUAUGGUCAAUGCUUUCGGUAAAGAGAAUCGAUUUAUCUGAUCCAAUAUGGCCAACCAUUGAUGGAAGAUUGAGAACAAUGAUCUCUGUCAACCUACCAAUGUUUGAGCAAUCUAUUGUUUUUGAUCCUACCUUUACUGCUUAUGUAAGAUUAGGAAAUCAAACUGAACCACCACCCACUACCACUACAGAUACUAGCACAACAACUGAUACCUCAACCGCUGAAGCAACAACAACAUCAACAACCGGUACAGGCACAUCAGGAACCGUAACAACUGGUACUUCAACAUCAACCACCACCGGUACUUCAACAUCUACUUCCACAAACAACCCUACAACUGGUACAACUAGUUCCCCAACUACCUCGACCACCUCUUCAACUACAUCUAGCUCUACUUCAACAACUGGAACCACAGGCAGUCCAACAACAUCUACAAUAUCUGGAUCAACUACUUUCUCUCCGAGCCCGACAACACUUUCUGGUUCAUCUAUUCCAGUAACAACAACCAACUCACAAACCACUUCUUCAGGAUCAAUUAAGUUCUGUCCAGGUAAUCCUGUAUGUAACGGUAAUGGAUAUUGUAAUGUCACUCUACUCAGGUGUGUGUGUAACUCUGGUUUCGGAGGUGCCGAUUGCUCUGAUAAGGUGGAUCCAUCAACUCCCGUCAAACCAAAUCCAGGUGAACCAUCGACAAAUGGUACAGAUACCAACAACAUUAACACUCGUAUCGAUGUUGUUGCCCUUAGACAAUUGACCUAUAGAGGAGUAGUUCUCACUGAACAUCUCCUCUCAAAUUGGAGCUACUACGAAGUGAAUCUCACUCAAGGAAUAUCGAGAUAUCAAUACAGCACAAAGAUCUCUGGUACACAAACAAUUCUCAAUAUAACCAUCGACACUUUCACACAAUCGACAGAUGUAACAUUUGCUGGUAUAACGACAACAAUGGCGCCUGGAGCCAUCAAAUACUCGGCAAUCCUAGAGAAUGCAUAUCCAUUCUCUGCUUUCGACAACCAAUUGGAGCUGGUAUUCCAAACAACGGUGUCGGAUCUUAAUAGCUUUGGAUCAUCGUGUUCCUACAGCUCUGCGGAAUACGAUAACAAUCAGAAUCUUCAGUCGAUCACCAUCCAAGUCAAUGGACGAACCCUUUAUGGCAGAUUCAUGGACAAGGUAGAAUUGGAUGGUGUACCCAUCCCAACAAGAAGUAGCUUGCUAUCAAAUGAUGACACACUCAGAAACAACACAAAUACAAAGAAUCAAGCACUCAUUGGUAUGAUCAUUGCUCCUAAACCAUACUUUACAAGAGCAGUUGCCGAUCCAGAUUUUUCAUUGUUACUCUCUGGUAAAGAUGCUUCCUCCAAAUCAGGAUCAGUAUGCAAUGGCAAGAAAAAGUUAACAGGUGUCGAAAUUGCUGGUAUUGUGCUUGGUUGUGCUGCUUUCGUUGGUGUUGUAGGUGCAAUUGCAAUAAUAUCUAUAAGAAAGAAGAUGGAAAAAAAUAGACAAAAUCGUUUGAUUUCCAACAAGCUUUCUCAACUUAAAAAAGAUGAUAAUUAG
This is a messenger RNA of Heterostelium album PN500, 7494 nucleotides long. Its product is annotated as IPT/TIG domain-containing protein. The transcript has 7 exons. The record is from RefSeq and is a predicted model, not a curated record. The coding region runs from base 1 to 7494 and encodes 2497 amino acids. Lineage: Eukaryota; Evosea; Eumycetozoa; Acytosteliales; Acytosteliaceae.